AUGAACAUAGAUUUCAAUGAAGACCUCGACUUCGACGCGCACCUACAGGUGGUACUUCAAACCCAGCGGAUGCCAUUUUCAAACGGAUUCAAUCAAAGAAUGACUGUUAUAAACUCAACAAACCUUCUUUUCAGUUUCUUAAGAAGAAGGGAGGACAAAGAACCUCCAGUUCACGGUGGAUCCAGACCAGGCCGCAUGCCCAACUUGCCACGAGACUUUGAGGCAGGCUACGACCGACUGUUCCGCGACUACUUUGCUGAAAAUCCUGUCUAUCCGGAUCACAUUUUUCGAAGGCAAUUCUGGAUGCGAUGGUCGCUUUUCCUGUGCAUUACUGAAGAUGUACAAGAACACAAUGACUACUUUUUGCAGAAGGCCGACACCUUGGGGAAACCAGGAUUACGACCACUACAAAGAAUUGCAUCUGCCGUGUGA
This is a messenger RNA of Puccinia graminis f. sp. tritici CRL 75-36-700-3, 432 nucleotides long. RefSeq lists its product as uncharacterized. Lineage: Eukaryota; Fungi; Basidiomycota; Pucciniomycetes; Pucciniales; Pucciniaceae. The coding region runs from base 1 to 432 and encodes 143 amino acids. The record is from RefSeq and is a predicted model, not a curated record. The transcript has a single exon.